Molecule: messenger RNA, 1251 nt
Organism: Hyaloscypha bicolor E
Lineage: Eukaryota; Fungi; Ascomycota; Leotiomycetes; Helotiales; Hyaloscyphaceae
Product: putative vacuolar calcium ion transporter
Exons: 2
Coding region: 1-1251 (416 amino acids)
Biological process (GO): intracellular calcium ion homeostasis; calcium ion transmembrane transport
Cellular component (GO): fungal-type vacuole membrane
Molecular function (GO): calcium:proton antiporter activity
Source: RefSeq, a predicted model, not a curated record
AUGGCUGAAAUUACCCCUUCUCCUCAUCCCUCGAGCACCAUCGAACCUCGACCCUCUGUCGGAUAUGACAACGUACAUCAUCGUGGGUUCAAGCUGGCAAAGGGAAUUCGAAUCAGGCCCAUGCACAUUCUGAGCAUCUGCUGGCGAACCGCAAGCCCUGCCUCCAAAUGUGUCAACCUUCUUUGGCCGCUUGUGCCAACGGCUAUUGUCCUCCAGUACACACACCCUGAUGAUCUCCAUCUCCUGGUGUUCAUUCUGAGUUAUCUUGCAAUGGUUCCAUGUGCCAACCUUAUCGGCUUCGCCUCGCACGAGAGCACCCGCAAACUUCCUAAAGUCCUGGGUCAUCUAAUUGAGAUUAUCCUGGCUUCGACGCCGGAGAUGAUUCUGCUCCUCGUCCUUCUGAACAAGAAGCAGUACUACGUCAUUCAAGCCGCCGCUCUUGGAUCUCUUCUUGCAACACUUUUGUUAUGCCUCGGCGUAUGCUUCUUUUGCGGGGGGUUGAUUUACAGUGAGCAAACCUUUAAUGGAGCUGUCAGCGAACUCGGGAGUGAUCUCCUUCUAACUGCUGGAAUGGGCCUCAUGAUUCCCGGAGCUUUCCAUGCGACCCACCAAGAUCAAACGGCCGCAUCGGGACACGUCCUCCUCAUCUCUCGCAUCACCUCGAUCUUCCUCAUGCUUGCUUACUUUAUAUAUGUUUACUUCCAGAUGCGCUCCCACCACAGAUUAUACGAGGUCAUGCUCGAGCACGAAGAGGAAAUCGUUAGCAAUCUGGCGCCAAUUCACAAGGAAGAGAAGCUAUGCUUUGCAGAAUGCCUCGUCUCUCUCGCGAUUGCUCUCACGCUCGUCACCAUGCUGGCUAUCAAUCUCGUCCAAGGGAUCCCCUUCAUCGUCAAAGAACGUGGAGUUUCCGAAUCCUUCCUCGGCUUGAUCCUGGUUCCCAUCGUUGAGAAGGCUGCAGAGCACAUCACCACUGUCGAAGAUGCCUGCCGAAACCACAUGACAGCGGCCAUGUUUCACUGUCUUGGUUCGACUAUUCAAACCGCUUUGUUCAACAUCCCACUUGUUGUCUUGGUCGGAUGGGCCAUUGGAAGGGACCUUGACUUGGAGUUUGAGCUCUUCAAUAUGAUUGUGCUAGUUCUGAGCAUUCUUGUGGUGGGUAGUUUUACCCGGGACCUGAAAAGUAACUAUCUUGAGGGCAGUUUGUGUUUGAUUGUUUACGUACUGAUCGCUGUGGGCUCGUACUUUGAUUGA